AUGAUUCAAGAAUUACGCAUGAUGCCAUUUUUAUUUUAUUUAUCUAGGCAGCAGCUAGAACAGGAAAUAAACAUCUCAUUGGAUGCUUCAACGAUUAUCAAGAAAUGCAAGUGUAAAAAAGUGAACCAGGUGCCGAGAUGUUCGUUAGUAAACGAUUGUUCGUUACCGGACCCGCCCGUACAACAAUUGUCGAAGCAACAAUUAUUACCGCCGACAAAGAACUGUUACAUAAAAAACAAAGAGGAGGCAUUCCAUCCGGAGUUGCAGGAAACUUGUCUGAAACAUCCCAUUGUUAUAAUACGUGGUCUCUGUAGAGCACUCCAGCUUGAUCUAAGCCUUUUUGACACUGAAACUGUGGUCAAGACAAAUCCAGAACUGAUUAUCGAAAGGCGCGACCAAAUAAGCCACGCUUCUGAUGAAAAUUGGCAUGAGCUACGGAAGGAGAAGGUUUGGAAGUUUCCCAGUUAUCUUAAGCAUACGACAAUCAGUAAGUAUGCAAAAUAUCAAGCCAAGAUUCUCAAGAGGAGCAAUAAGAGAAAUGGUAUAAAUGACAACGUAUCCAUUUCCGACGAUGAAAUGACCGAGCAUGACGAUGAAAUGGUGAAAUUCGCUACUAAUGUGGAUAUAUCAGUCGCGGAAAAUCCAAAGUGGAAGCCGCAGGUGAAAGAAUUGAAGAAGUUACCGCCCUUCCUCAGAGUGAAAUGUAACGAUAAUAUGCUCAGUUAUGUGGGCCACGAUAUUUUAGGGAUGAACACCGUCCAGUUAUAUAUGAAGGUACCCGGUUGCAGAACGCCCGGGCAUCAAGAGAAUAAUAAUUUCUGCUCAGUCAACAUUAACAUCGGACCAGGUGACUGCGAAUGGUUCGCGGUACCAAACGACUAUUGGAGCGUGAUACAUUCGCUCUGUGAGCAAAACGACAUUGAUUACUUGCGUGAUAGCUGGUGGCCACCUGAUCUGAAUGCUUUGCACGAGAAGAACAUCCCGGUGUACAGAUUCUAUCAAAAAGCGGGCGACGUCGUGUGGGUAAACGUCGGCUGCGUUCAUUGGGUGCACGCAAUUAACUGCUGCAACAACAUCGCGUGGAACGUCGGCCCGUUCACCGCCGAACAGUAUCAGCUGGCGAUAGAACGUUACGAAUGGAAUAAGGUGCGACGGUACCAGUCGGUCGUGCCGAUGGUGCAGCUUUCAUGGAACCUGGCGCACCGCGCUAAGGUAUCGAAUAGGGAACUGUUCGAGCUGAUCAAAAACUGCCUGCUGCAAACGAUGAAACAGAAUUACUUGUUGCGGAAGUUUAUAAAACGCAAGGGCAUAAAAGUGAGAAAUGGCGACCACAAGUACGAUCACAUAUUUUAUUGCAAAAUUUGCGAGGUAUAUUUUCCGCUUCCAGUAUAUAUAUAUUAUAUUACAUUAUUACAGUAUUUAAGUUGUUUCGUAUAUUAAAAGCGGAUCUUUAAAAAUUCUUUGCAGAUUGAAGUGUUCAAUAUAUUAAUUUGUGAGGAACAAGAAGAUGAAGUCUAUGCAUAUUGUAUAGACUGUGCGCUAAAACAGUCUCCUUCGUUGAAGAAAUUUUCUUGCUUUCGAAAAUAUCGCAUGAAAACGCUAAUGAAAAUUUACGAUAAUUUUAUAUGUCAAUAACUACCGACACCACUUACGAUUAUCGUUGAUUCUAUUAUGGAAAUCAUAGAUAAAAAAUUAGCCAAUCUUAUUGGGAUAGCAUGAAUACAUUUCCUGAAUAGUUUAGAGUAAGCCACGUUUUUUUGUAUGCAGAAUUAUCGAAUUUUAUUCGUAUUGUGAAAUUAAGAUCAAGCAUUUAAUUUUUCUAUUGUGAGUAAUAAAAUGUAGUAUUCUGUUCACUUGUUUUCAUAUUAUGUUACCAUAUGAUAACUACUGAAAACUAACAUGAAUUUCAUAUAUUAAUGUAGUUAAAUGUAUGUUAUCAUAUGUUAUUAGCGUAACAAAUAUGAGUGGCAAAGGAAACUCAGCUUGCUUUGCAAGUGUAUCUGUUUCACAAUAUGAAUAAAAUCGUAGUAUGUAGAUUGUGUUCAGAGAGCACACAUUAGCUAUUGCGUCAAUUUAUCCUUGCUUUACAUCGAAUGACCGAUGUAGAUGAAACGACGUUAUAGGUGACAUUGACGAUGCGCUCCUGGAAGCGGAGCCGUAGUAGUAGGAAUUUACUACAUUUGACUGUACUGAUAAGUAAACGAAUUAUUUACAAAGAUUAAGAUAAAAAAGGAGAUUGUCCUUUACAUAAAAAAGGAUUUGUCCUUUACAUAAAGAUAUAAAAAAUCGUAAACGUAUGAGAAACAUUGAUUUUCUUAAUCUUUGUUAGAGAGUGUAAAAACAAACUGCUCUGUGCAAAACUGCUCAAAUUGUUCAUACAUUUUUAUACGCAAAUCAAUACUAAGAUUAAUAAAAAAAUUUAAUUAGUCAAACCAUAUCCGUUAUAAUACAAAAUAAACUCUAUUCAUAUAAUGUUACAGUUGAUAAAACUUGUAAUUUCUGUUUUAUUUUUUAGAGUGUAAAUUUUAAUAAGUUUAAUUUUUAAGUCAGUUGAUAAACGUUACAUACACUUGACAAAAAAAUUAUUUAUUAAAAUCGAUAAAUGUGAAGGCAAAAGAACAAGUUUUUAUCAUAGUUUCCUAUGUCUUACAAAUAUUAAUUUUCGUUCUAAUAUUGUGUAAUUAUUUGUAGAUAUUUCUUUGUUAUAUUUUAUAAAACUCUGCAUAAAAAUUUAUUAACAAGAU
This is a messenger RNA of Monomorium pharaonis (pharaoh ant), 2744 nucleotides long. RefSeq names its product histone demethylase UTY. The record is from RefSeq and is a predicted model, not a curated record. Gene Ontology annotation, cellular component: MLL3/4 complex. Bases 1 to 1440 code for a protein of 479 amino acids. Gene Ontology annotation, biological process: regulation of gene expression. Gene Ontology annotation, molecular function: chromatin DNA binding; RNA polymerase II cis-regulatory region sequence-specific DNA binding; histone H3K27me2/H3K27me3 demethylase activity. The transcript has 3 exons. Lineage: Eukaryota; Metazoa; Arthropoda; Insecta; Hymenoptera; Formicidae.